AUGGUGGAUAAUUUUACCGCAAAUGAGUAUAGUGAUAAUGUAGAGAUAUCAGAAAAUUGGAUUUCUCACAUUGUACAAGCUGUUGAAAUUGAACUUGCUGAUGAUUCUGGAAUUAGGCCUAGAGCAGCCCAUGAGUUCAUUGGUGCACAUGUUGGUGGAUCAAAUAAUCUUGGCUGCACCCACCGGGACCAUAAAAAUUAUCUACGGAGUAAGCGCCAAAGAGAUUAUAUGUAUGGGGAAGCCGGAAGUUUGUUAAAAUACUUUCACUUACAAACAAUAGAAAAUCCUUCUUUCCAAUAUUCAAUUCAAUUGGAUUGUGAAGAACAAAUAACAAAUAUUUUUUGGGCUGAUGCAAGGAUGCUUAUUGAUUAUGCUUCAUUCGGAGAUGUAGUUGCCUUUGACACUACAUUUGGUACAAACAAAGAGCACCGAUCCCUUGGUGUAUUUGUUGAUUUUAACCAUUUUAGGGAGACAACGGUUUUUGGUGCAGCUCUUUUAUAUGAUGAAACAGCUGAAUCUUUUAAGUGGUUGUUUGAAACUUUUCUAGCUACACAUGGCAAUAAGCAUCCAAAGACAAUGUUCACUGACCAAGAUAUUGCUAUGGGAAAGGCUAUUGCAGAGGUGAUGCCAAAGGUGUGGCAUGGAUUGUGUACAUGGCACAUCACAGAAAAUGCAACAAAGUACUUGCUAAGUUAUGGAUCAUCUAUUCUUCAAGAAUUCAAAGCUUAUAUGUAUGAGAUUAAAGUAGAGGUGGAGUUUGAAAAGGCAUUUGAAGCAUUGCGUGGGAAAGUGACAAAACAAAGCUGGUUAGAUAGUAUUUAUGCCGUAAAAGAAAAGUGGGCAGAAUGUUACAUGACCAAUGUAUUUUCUUUGGGGAUGCGUAGCACUCAAUUAAGUGAAAGCUUCAACAAAGAUUUAAAAGGUUAUCUGAAAUGCACUAUGGAUAUAAUGCGUUUUUUCAAACAAUUUGAGAGAGUCAUUGUGCUAAAGCGGCAAAAUGAGACAAACAAUGAGUUUGAUUCACGGGAAAAACUGCCAAGAAUUAAGAUGCGGAGAUCACCUUUACUUAGGCAAGUUGGACAAAUUUAUACUCCUAAUAUAUUCGAAGCCUUUCAAGAUGAGUAUGAUUGGUCAACAACAACUUAUAUUAAGCAACCUGUUGAAGAUCAAGUAAGCAAUGAAUAUAGAGUUGUAAUUUCAGACCUUGAAAAUAAUAACUCUAUCGAUAAAGAAUACCAGGUAUUGGGUGAUCCUUUGACUGAAACAAUUUCAUGUAGUUGUAAAUUUUUUGAAAGAUUGGGCAUAUUAUGUGCUCAUGCGUUUAAAGUCCUUGAUACUAUGAAUAUUAAAUUGGUUCCCGAGAAGUAUAUUUUGAAACGCUGGACAAGAGUAGCAAGGGAUGAAACAGUGCAAGAUAUUUAUGGGAGGACUAUUCUUGAGGACCCUCAGUUGGAUGCUACUCGUAGAUACAAAGCUCUAUGUCAAAAGUUUGUGAAAAUGGCUGCGGAGAAUUCUUUGUAG
Messenger RNA from Spinacia oleracea (spinach), 1521 nucleotides. Its product is annotated as protein FAR1-RELATED SEQUENCE 5-like. The transcript has 3 exons. Lineage: Eukaryota; Viridiplantae; Streptophyta; Magnoliopsida; Caryophyllales; Amaranthaceae. The record is from RefSeq and is a predicted model, not a curated record. Bases 1 to 1521 code for a protein of 506 amino acids. Gene Ontology annotation, molecular function: zinc ion binding.